This is a messenger RNA of Etheostoma spectabile (orangethroat darter), 2602 nucleotides long. RefSeq names its product kinesin light chain 3 (gene klc3). NCBI's taxonomy places the organism in Eukaryota, Metazoa, Chordata, Actinopteri, Perciformes, Percidae. Gene Ontology annotation, cellular component: cytoplasm; kinesin complex. Gene Ontology annotation, biological process: microtubule-based movement. The record is from RefSeq and is a predicted model, not a curated record. The transcript is spliced from 15 exons. Gene Ontology annotation, molecular function: kinesin binding. The coding region runs from base 266 to 1888 and encodes 540 amino acids.
UGCUAAUGAAUCUGUGAUGACAGGAGGAGCAAAGAGCCGAGGAGGCAGCAGGUGAAUCAUUAAGCAGCUUCUAGUUUUUACCGUCCCACCUGUUCAACAGUGUAUGAGCUGAACGAUACUGAGAGCGGAAAUGUACCGCUGUAUGUGACCGGUGUCGCUUCCCAAAUAAAAGUAAUAAUAAGAGCUCAGAGGGGACAAAAAGACGAAACCACGCCGCCACAGCCCGGAUUUAGCAGUAAAGGUGCUGAUGGAUUGAAUAAAUCGAAUGAGUCACACACCGUCUAGGCAGCUUCAGCCUGCAGAACGAGUCAGUUGUUGUGAGAGAAGGAACCUCAGAGUUGGAGCCAUGUUUUCGGCGGAGGAGAUUCUGUGCAACACGCAGCAGGUGAUCGCCGGUCUUGAGGCGCUGAAAGGAGAGAACCGCAGUCUGCUGGACAACCUGCAGGAGGCGUUGGAGAGCCGGCCGGUGUCGGAGAGCGGCAGCGUGGAGCAGGAGAAGAGCGGAAUCAUCCGCCAAUCACUGGAGAGGAUAGAGCUGGGGCUGAGUGAGGCACAGGUGAUGAUGGCGUUGUCUGCUCACCUGGGUUCACUGGAGGCCGAAAAACAGAAGCUGCGCGCUCAGGUGCGUCGCCUGUGUCAGGAGAACCAGUGGUUGAGGGACGAGCUGGCAGGUGCUCAGCAGCGGCUGCAGGACAGGGAGCAGGAGGUGGUCACCCUGGAGGAGCAGAACAGACACCUGCAGUUCAUGUCCUCCAUACGCAAAUACGACCUGGAGGAGCCGCAGCUGGAUGACAAAGGUACGAGUUCCACCAAAGAGUCUCUGGAUGACCUCUUUCCUACUGAGGACGAGGAACAGUCACAUGUGUCCCAGCCUCACCACAGCAGUGCAGCAGCCGCAGCCCAGCAGGGCGGUUAUGAGAUCCCCGCCCGCCUUCGAACACUCCACAACCUGGUCAUCCAGUACGCAUCCCAGGGUCGAUACGAGGUCGCUGUGCCACUCUGCAAACAGGCUUUGGAAGACCUGGAGAAGUCCUCAGGCCACACCCACCCAGACGUAGCCACCAUGCUGAAUAUACUGGCGCUGGUAUACAGAGACCAGAACAAAUACAAAGAAGCAGCCAACCUGCUGAACGACGCGUUGACGAUCAGAGAGAAAACUCUUGGAGUGGACCAUCCGGCUGUGGCAGCAACGCUCAACAACCUGGCGGUGCUUUAUGGGAAAAGAGGAAAAUACAAGGAAGCAGAGCCGCUGUGUAAAAGAGCUCUGGAGAUCAGAGAGAAAGUUCUGGGUACAGACCACCCAGACGUGGCCAAGCAGCUGAACAAUCUGGCUCUGCUGUGUCAGAACCAGGGGAAGUACCAGGAGGUGGAGCAGUAUUACGAACGCGCUCUGCACAUCUACCAGAGCAAACUGGGACUAGACGACGCCAACGUGGCCAAGACCAAGAACAACCUGGCAUCGUGCUAUCUAAAGCAGGGGAAAUACAGACAAGCUGAAGCACUUUACAAAGAAAUCCUGACCAGAGCACAUGAAAAGGAGUUUGGAUCUGUAGAAGGCGACGGCCGUCCCAGCUGGUCCGGUGCCGAGGACGGCGGCUCCGGACAGGACGGACUCAGUAACCUGAGGCGCAGCGGCUCCUUCACCAAACUCAGAGAGUCCAUCCGCAGAAGCAGCGAGAAACUGGUCCGCAAGCUGAAAGGAGUUGGACUGGAGGAAACGACCCCAAGGAAUGCUGGAAUGAAGAGGGCGAACUCUCUAAAUGUGUUGAAUGUUGGAGCUAGAGAGAGUCAGGACGGCGCCCAGUCGAGCCGUUUGACAGAUGUUCGAGGCCUAAGCUCCAGCACGCAGAGCCUGACAAGACGAGGGUCACUCGGUGGUACCAGCUAACACGCGCACACGCGCACACACACCCCACUUUCAGUCCCCUCAAGAAACACAGAGAUAGUUGUCACUAUUGGUGACAAAAAUCUAACUUGCAUAUGUGUUUUCUAUCCAUUAUUUUUUUUUAAAUGUAUUUGCCAUUUAGGAAAUUUUACUGCCAGCUUAAUAAUAUCACAAGUUUGGCCUCCGGUAAUGACAAGUUUCUCCAAGAAGUGAUAAAAAAUGGUGUAGUAACACAUCGACAUACAGUAUAUCUACACUGCACUAUAACCUUUCCUUCCUGUUCACUUGAAAUUUAAAAACAUUCCUUUGUGGUUAUAGACUACUUAAAACAACACUUUAUAUUUACACUGUAAGAAAACUUCACUUUCAAGGUUUUUACAUUUCCAUAUUUAAACCAGACCAUGUUUUUUAAUCUUUACUACAGUACGUUGUUUCCUAAUGCUAGUGUGCCCUUUUAGGUACAUUUAUAUUAACACUGGAAGAAGUUGCGUUAUUAAUGUUUAAGAUGUUUUAAAGAAACAACAUUGUAGAUUCUUUUUAAAUUGUAUGGACUGUUGAGAAGCACAGAGAUGUAAAGUUAUUUAUAUAAAGAUCAAAACAUGAUGUCAAAUUGUUACAUUUGGUUGACACGUUAAGCUAUCAAGUUUGACUGUUAUUUAAAUGUGUUUUGCCUUUAAAAUGUGCAGGUCAUUCUAAUUAUUAUGUCACAGCUAAUCA